AUGGAACUUCCUAUUGAAAGCCUUUCGACAGGACCGCCCUUUUAUCUUACUCCGAAGGGGCGAAUGACUCUUGGCGAAGGACCCAUCUAUCGCGCCAGUGACUCCACAUUGCAUUGGUUUGACUGCCUCUCAUCCCCAAGCGAGCUCUAUAUCCUCCCUGUUGAUCCAGAAACGGGGGUUCCUACAGGAGCUGCCCGUGUCCAGGCACUCAAAGACAGUAUCAGCGUGGCCGCAUUUCGCAAGGACCAACCCGGAAGCUACAUCGGAGCUUACCAUCAGGGCAUUUGCCUCUUGGACGAGGCCACAGGCGAGCUUGAGGUCAUACGUGAGAUUAUCCCUUCAUCAGAAAGGGAGCACCGCCGUUUCAACGAUGGUGGUGUUGAUGCUGCAGGGCGCUUUUGGCUAGCAGAGAUCGACUUUGCGGCUAUGAAAUUCCCUCCCGGAGAGAUACCUUCAGGGUAUGGAGCUCCGAAGGGGCGACUUUGGAGAUAUGAUCCGGAUGGUAGCCUGCAUCUGAUGCUUCCAGAGGGUCUUAUAUGUGGGAACGGGGUGAAAUGGAGCCCAGAUAAUAGCAAAAUGUAUCUCAAUGACUCUUCUGGAAAGAAAAUUUAUGUUUUUGACUUUGAUCUUCUUUCUGGAAAUAUCUCAAACCAACGUACUCUGGUCGAUUUCCAAGGUCUUGAUGGCGAGCCAGAUGGCAUGGUUGUGGACACUAAGGGAAAUCUCUGGGUUGCCAUAUACGCCAUGGGCUCAGUCAUAGUCUUUAGUCCGGCAGGAGGUCGGCUGAAAGAAAUCAAGCUGCCAGCACGUUACCCAACCUGCCCCACAUGGGGAGGAAAGAAUCAUGAUAUUCUUUAUAUCACAACUGCGAAAGAUCGCACGGAUAAGCCAGAUCCGAACGAUCAUGGUGGGCAUAUGUAUAUGCUCCAUGCGGCUGGAGUCCGCGGACACGCCAAGUACGAAUUUGACGGCUAA
Molecule: messenger RNA, 975 nt
Organism: Penicillium chermesinum
Lineage: Eukaryota; Fungi; Ascomycota; Eurotiomycetes; Eurotiales; Aspergillaceae
Product: SMP-30/gluconolactonase/LRE family protein
Exons: 3
Coding region: 1-975 (324 amino acids)
Biological process (GO): L-ascorbic acid biosynthetic process
Molecular function (GO): gluconolactonase activity; calcium ion binding
Source: RefSeq, a predicted model, not a curated record